Arachis ipaensis is the source of this 692-nucleotide messenger RNA. NCBI's taxonomy places the organism in Eukaryota, Viridiplantae, Streptophyta, Magnoliopsida, Fabales, Fabaceae. The record is from RefSeq and is a predicted model, not a curated record.
UGUUACAUUAUGUGAAGGAUGGCACAACACAAAAAGGCCCUAAUCAUGUACACUGGUGUAGUUGCUCUUGUACAACAAAAAAGGAUGGAAGCCAUUAUGAAGGACAUUAAGCACUGGACUGCUCAAUGGAUUGGCGACGAUGCUAGACAUGUAUUUGAGGUGCAAAUGCACAUGAAGAAGCUGGGGGUGCACUUAGGUAAUAGCACAUGUACAUGUAACAUGUGGCAACUUACAGGAAUUCCAUGUGUGCAUGCCAUGGCUGCUAUUGCUAAGAGGGGAGACAGAGCAGACACAUAUGUGUACAAGUGGCUGAAGAUGGAUGCCUUCAGAGCAACAUAUGGUCAUUCCAUUAGCCCCGUCAAUAGUGAAGAGUAUUGGGAGAAGUCUGGAGAAAUAAGCUCAAUCCCUCCCAAGAUUAAGAGGCCAAUAGGGCGUCCAGUAAAGAGAAGGAGACCAGACCCAGUAGAAGAUGGACCAGAGGGUACUAAGGCAAAAAAGACCUUUCGAGUCACAUGCGGAAAAUGUGGAGAUACUGGCCACAAUGCUAAGACCUGCAAGGGAGCUCCUAAGGCUGGAACUAAUCCUAAAGGAAAGGUCAAGGGAAAAUCCAGGAAAAAGUCAACUACAACACAAGAAGAGGUUCAGGUUUCUCAAUUGGCACUCGUAACUUAGGUAUACAUGAAUGACACUUA